CAAAUAUCCCAAAACAAAUGUGAGCGUUUUUUGCGACGCUUUAGGCAAAGUGUCACCUGGAUGUGAACUUAAAGUGACGCAUGAGAUAAAUGUUGAUUAUGGCCCAAAUAGCCUAAAACUAAUUCAGGCCACCGUUGGAUUAAUGCAGCAUUGCUACGGCUCACUUCUGGCCCAGAUGUAGUAACAGGAGCAGACCGUCCAAGUGCCACCGUUUGCAGUACAUGGGCCAAAGCUGGGCCUAAACAAAUGUUGUACGUGAAGGCACCAUCUGUCCUGUCUGACGGGUGCAGCUGAUCUGAGUGAGAAUGAUUCAGUCUCACCUGAAGCUGCACCACCACCACCACCACCGGUCCCCCCGCCACCACCAGUCCCACCAGCACCACCAGCACCAGAGACGCUUUCUGCAGCGAGGAGCUUCAUGUCUGGAUGGAGAAAACUCUGACACACACAUCGGGGUCAUGGAGAGCAACAUGUCCAGCAACUGCUACUACAGCAACAACGUCACCUUCUUCUACCAACGGGUAGGCAAGAGCAUCAGCUCGGGGUGGACGACGCGGGACUACGUGGUGAUCGGACUGGGCCUGACGGUGUGUUUCAUCGUCGCGCUGGCCAACCUCAUGGUGAUGGUGGCCAUCUUCAUGAACCGCCGCUUCCACUUCCCCAUCUACUAUCUCCUGAGCAACAUGGCAGCGGCGGACCUGUUUGCCGGCAUCGCUUACGCCAACCUGAUGCUGAACACGGGCCCCUGGACCAGUACGCUCACCAAGAAGCAGUGGUACAUCCGAGGGGCCCUGAUCGACAUCAGCCUGACGGCGUCUGUGGCCAACCUGCUGGCCGUCGCCGUGGAGCGCCACCAGACCAUCCUCACCAUGCAGCUGCACAGCAAGAUGAGCAAGCGCCGGGUGACGCUGCUGAUCGUCUGCAUCUGGGCCGUGGGCAUCGUCAUGGGCCUGGUGCCCUCCAUGCUGUGGAACUGCGAGUGUCACCUGGACGACUGCUCCACCGUCGCUCCCCUCUACAGCCGCCGCUUCCUCGUCUUCUGGGCGAUUUUGAACUUGCUCACAUUCUUCAUCAUGGUGGCCAUGUACACCCGGAUCUUCAUCUACGUGAGAUACCAGAGCCUGUACACGUCUCAGCACAGCUCGGAGCACAGGCGGACUGUUUUCAACCUGAUGAAAACUAUCUCCAUGGUUUUAGGCGCCUUCGUGAUCUGCUGGACCCCCGGCCUCGUGAUCCUCUUACUGGACGGGCUUCUUGGUAGAAGAAGCCACGCCAACGUCUACGAAAAGUUCUGUCUGGUGAUAGCCGAGUGCAACUCUCUGGUCAAUCCCAUCAUCUAUUCCCUGCGAGACGAGGAGAUGCGGAGCACGUUCAAGAGGAUCGUGUGCUGCCUUUGUUGGAGGGGUGGCGGCCGGCAGAGGGAGCCUCCAGCUGAGGAGAUAGACUCUCCAUCACCAGAAGUAACUAUUGUUCCAGUUAGACUUAAUGAAUCUCUCAACUGUGUCGAGAAAUCAGAUGAUCAGACUUGUUCUCAAGACACCAACAAAAGAGAAGACAGUUGGACAAUGGUGGGGGUAUGAUGGCUGCAGGCCUGUAUUAAAGAAACAGCUUGAUUUUACUGUCAUCUAACUGGGACACACUGUGAAAAUGUUGAUAUUGAUCAACUACCUCUAGAAUGUUUUCAUGUGUAAAUGGACUUAAAUAUAUAUAAAGAUGCAUCAGGUAAAAGGAUUUAUUCCACGUCUGAGGAUGCAGUUAUUUCUCAGGAUGUUUGACACAUUCACAUCAUCAGAUGGUGCCAUCUCUCGUUUUAUUACAUUUGACUAUCACAAGAGCAUUUGUGACAAAUUAUAAAAUGAAACACUCCUAAAAUUAGAAAUCAAAUACUGGGGGGAAAAGAAAAAUCACACUAAAUCAUUUUAUUAAUUUUCUAAUAAGAACACUACAAUUUGUCAUAUUCUUCCUUUUGUUUUACUCUUUCUAGAACAAUUCUAAAGUUGAGGUAUAAAAGGAGUUCAUACAGACUCACAGGUCUGAAAACAGUGGGGGUUAUAUACAAGAGAAAUGGAAAGACAGAGGUAGAGAGAGGGGUAAAUACAAGGGAAAGAAGGGAGAUACAAAUAUACUAAUAAAAACAAAGAAAUCAUAAAGGUUUAGAGUUCAGACGUUUGACGCUGUGGAAGUCAUUUAGUCACUUGCAGAAUCCAAACACGAUUUAAACACGGUCGUUAAUAGAGUGAAACUAAGUUUGGUAUUUUCGAUGUGCGGGACCACAUAAUGAACCCACUGAUGUUUUGUGUUUUUGCUGCAGAUUAUGCACUUAAAACCUUUUUUUCCUGUUUCAGCGUGGAACAAGAAUUUAACAAUUUAAAAUAAGCUGCCGUUUAGUUUUAAUUAAUCUAAUUCACCUUAACACAACACAAACAUCUGCUCCUUUUGCGCUAAGUUGUUACGGGCUGAUAACUUAAAUUUGACAGCAUCUGUUUUAAAACUUUUGAUACAAUGAUUUUUUGAGCGGCUUUUAAAGAAGAUUUACGAUUAAAUUAGGCUCGAAAGAGUGGCAGAUAUUUGGGGAAGUGACUGUUUAACUGAUGAAGUGUGGAAUCAGAUGAGGAGUUUCCAGGGAUUAGCACGGGUAAAAAAAACACCAAACAAUAUCCAUCGCAGAGCCUCAAUGCAUUCGAGAAUCUUUCCACAGCACCAAACGUUCCACCUUUAAACCUUAAACAUUGCCACUCGGUUAUGUAACAAAAGACCUAAAUAAUAUUCAAAGUUGAUACAGAGUUAUCGUGAAUCCGUGACACAAAAGGCCAAAUAAAAACUGGCGUCUCAACCGAACAUCAAAGUUUAUAAAAGAAAGAAAGAAAAGGAAAA
Messenger RNA from Paralichthys olivaceus (Japanese flounder), 2874 nucleotides. The record is from RefSeq and is a predicted model, not a curated record. NCBI's taxonomy places the organism in Eukaryota, Metazoa, Chordata, Actinopteri, Pleuronectiformes, Paralichthyidae.